Paraphaeosphaeria sporulosa is the source of this 2105-nucleotide messenger RNA. RefSeq names its product high-affinity amino acid transporter. The transcript is spliced from 4 exons. Gene Ontology annotation, cellular component: membrane. Lineage: Eukaryota; Fungi; Ascomycota; Dothideomycetes; Pleosporales; Didymosphaeriaceae. The record is from RefSeq and is a predicted model, not a curated record. Gene Ontology annotation, biological process: amino acid transmembrane transport. The coding region runs from base 408 to 2105 and encodes 565 amino acids. Gene Ontology annotation, molecular function: amino acid transmembrane transporter activity.
GCCGACUCCCCAUCCUUGAGGGCCACGAACAUUCCCAUCUGCUGGUUGUUGGCCCGCCCUCCGGAUGUGGUUAGUUGUGCGCAGACUGAAGCACUCUAGGCGCGGCUUAGCAGUUCCCUGCAUGCGACCACUCGCUUCAAAUUAAUAUAUCCACCUUCCAAAGAUCGCCAUCACAGUGUCUUGAUUGGCGGCUCCCACGCCAAUGGGAUAGUUAUCGGGUUGCGAGGGUCAGCGAAACGGCUGAGGCCGUGAUAGCAGGGGUGCAGGUGAGUUGCCUGCGCAGGCCGUGCGCGUGUUGUAUCACCAAAUCUCGCCGGCGGUUGCUCGGCUGCAUAAUGCAGUAUAAAGACAGACGCUCCUCCAUCCUGGCAUAGACCCUUUUUCUCACCUUUUUGCAAGUAGCAAUAAUGGCUAUCGAAGAAGCCCCCGUUUAUGAUGCCGAGAAGGGUCAUGCCCCACCGCGCGUCUCCACAAGCUCUGACGAAGGAGUUGUCGUGGGCGAGAAUGGCAAGCUUAAACGUGGUCUCCAAGGGCGCCAUAUGCAAAUGAUUGCCAUCGGUGGUGUCAUCGGAGCAGGUCUUUUCGUCGGAUCUGGUAGUGCGCUUUCCAAAGGUGGUCCAGCCAGUGUUUUGAUAUGCUUCAUGCUUAUCGGUGUCAUGAUUAUGCUUAUGAUGCAAGCGCUCGCGGAGAUGGCUGUAUUGUACCCGGUGAACGGAGCGUUUUAUCAAUACAUCGUGCGUUUCGUUGACCCCUCAUGGGGUUUUGCGAUGGCUUGGGAAUACGCAAUCCAAUGGCUUACCAUGCUGCCUUUCGAGAUCACCGCCGCGGCUAUUACGAUCGAGUUCUGGGGACACUACAAUAUCGCCAUCUGGAUCGCUGUGUUCUUGACGGUCCUCGCAGUUGUGCAGAUCUUCGGAGUUCGCGGAUACGGCGAAGUUGAGUUCGCUCUGAGUAUCAUUAAGAUCACGGCUUGCAUCGGGUUCAUCAUCUUUGGCAUCAUCGUCAACUGCGGAGGUGUGCCGACCGACAACCGUGGAUACAUUGGCGCCAGGUACUGGCAUUCGCCCGAAUCGGCAUUCCGCAAUGGUUUCAAAGGAUUCUGCUCCGUCUUCGUGACAGCUUCUUUUGCCUACGGAGGUACUGAGAUGACCGGCCUUGCUGCUGCCGAGGCCGCCAACCCAAAACGCGACAUCCCACGGGCAACUAGACAAGUCUUCUGGCGAAUCUUCUUCUUCUACGUGGUCAACUUAUUCGUCCUCGGUCUUAUUAUCCCGUCAAGUUCGGAGACGCUGCUUUCCGCGUCUGGCGCUAACACCAAGUACUCGCCAUUUGUGCUCGCCAUUACCAUGGCUGGCGUCAAGGGCCUACCUUCAGUCUUCAACGCAGUCAUCACGAUAUCCGUCAUCUCUGUCGCAAACUCAGCCACAUAUGCAUCAACUCGUACUAUUCAAGCCAUGGCUGCCCAAAACAUGGCCCCUAAGUUCCUGGCCAAGGUCGAUGGCAAGGGCCGACCCAUGCCCACAAUCAUCCUCCAGUUGCUCUUCGGUCUCCUGGCUUUCAUCAAUGAGGCUUCCACCACCGGUGACAAAGUCUUCACCUGGCUUCUCGCCCUCUCCGGUAUUGCCAACUUCUUCAUCUAUGGUAGUAUCUGCCUGGCACACAUCCGUUUCAGGCAAGCAUGGAAGCUACAAGGCCAUAGUCUGGACGAGCUUCCGUACAAAGCUUCCUUUGGUGUCAUGGGUAGCUACGUCUGCGUUGCCCUGAACUUUAUCUGUCUCAUGGCCUCGUUUUACUCUAGCCUCUUCCCCCUCGGCGGUGAACCCGACGCAGAGGUCUUCUUCGAAGGAUACAUCGCCCUUCCGCUCAUUAUCCUGUUAUACGUCAUGUGGAAGGGCUGGUCGUGGUCCAGAUAUCCCUCGCACCGCAAGCUUUGGGUACCCAUCUCGGAGAUCAACGUACUGGAGGGUCUGCGCGAGGAGCAGCUGCUCAUAUCUGGCGCAGAUGUAUCGGCAGAGGCAAGGAGGGCAAGUAUCUCGGAGUCGCAGCAGGCGAAGAAGAAGGGUCCUCUUGGAUAUGCCAGGCAUGCAAUCUCGGGUCUUUUCUAG